Messenger RNA from Tarenaya hassleriana, 944 nucleotides. RefSeq names its product gamma-glutamyl peptidase 1-like. The record is from RefSeq and is a predicted model, not a curated record. NCBI's taxonomy places the organism in Eukaryota, Viridiplantae, Streptophyta, Magnoliopsida, Brassicales, Cleomaceae. Gene Ontology annotation, cellular component: cytosol. The coding region runs from base 82 to 822 and encodes 246 amino acids. The transcript has 3 exons.
UUCCCCAUCUCUCCACCCUCAUUCCUCCAUCGUCAAAGUCCUCUGUUUUCUUCUUCGCAAAAUCAGAAGAGGAAGAAGAAAAUGGUUGGGCAAAAGAGGUAUGCUCUGUUUCUGGCAACACAGGACUCGGAGUUCGUGAAGAGCACAUACGGAGGCUACUUCAACGUGUUCAAAUCCCUCCUCGCCGACGAAGGAGAGCACUGGGAUGCGUUUCGUGUCAUCGCUGGAGAAUUUCCCGACGACAAAGAUCUCGACAGCUACGACGGUUUCGUCAUCAGUGGAAGCUCUCAGGAUGCUUUCGCCGACGACGAUUGGAUCCUCAGGCUUUGUUCUCUCGUCGGGAAGCUCGAUCAGAUGAAGAAGAAGAUCCUCGGCAUCUGCUUCGGACACCAGAUUAUAUGCAGAGUAAAAGGAGGGAAGGUGGGGCGAGCUCGUAAUGGACCGGUUCUAGGGUUAGGGAGGAUAACCCUAGUGGAUGAAGCAGCAAAAAUCGGUGAAUACUUGGAUGGAAUUCCGACAUCUUUAAACAUCAUCAAAUGCCACCAGGACGAAGUGUUGGAACUCCCUGAAUCUGCCAAAGUCAUCGCUUCUUCUGACAAGUACGAUGUCGAGAUGUUCUCCAUCGGAGAUCACUUCUUUUGCAUCCAGGGCCAUCCCGAAUACAACAGGGAGAUUCUCUUCGAGAUCAUCGACCGUGUUCUUGGCUUGGGUUACAUCAAGCAAGAAUUUGCUGACGCGGCGAAGGCUACAAUGGAGGGGACAGGACCAGACAGGAAGCUUUGGGAGAAACUUUGCAAGACUUUUCUCAAAGGACAGCUCUGAUAUGCUUUUAUAUAUAUAUAUAUAUAUAUAUAUAUAUAUAUAUAUAUAUAUAUGAUUCACUUGUGUUAUGUUUUAUUUUUUGUAUUUUGUUGACCCUUUUUUCUAGUGAGAAAUUUAUGUAA